UAAAAAAAAUUUCUUAUCCAACAUCCAAAAGAAAUGCGAAAUUUUGCAAUCACACAAACGUGGAGAAACUGUGGCUCGCAUACCUAAAAUAUUCGUUAGCUAUUCUAUACAAUGGUGCAUAUCGGCCCACUUCACCGAUACGGACAUACUAUAAAUAGCAGAAGCAGUACUUGCUUCUUCGAAGUUUAUGCCUGAAACCUAACAUAGCAAAAUGGCUCCUGUUGCUGUUGAUAAAUACGACGCUUCUCAAUUCCAAACUGCCCAUAAUAGCAAAACCAAGAAUGGGGCAUUCACCGUGAGUGAAAAGAACCAACAUUUAUCAAAGUAUCCAGAAUAUUUACCAACGUGGAAUCCUUCUCAGAAAUUCCCUCCGUAUAAAUUUCAAAAGUAUUACGAUCAAGGAUUGCUUGCUGAUUCCAAAUUGUCUAAUUUGUUCCCAAAAGAUGGCGAUUAUCAAGUCAAGAAAUUAACUCCCAGAUUUGGGUCUGAAGUGAGUGGGAUCCAAUUAUCCGAAUUGACAAAUGAAGCCAAAAACGACCUUGCUAGAUUUGUAGCCGAGAGAGGGGUUGUUGCAUUUAGGAAUCAAGAUUUCAAUUCGAAAGGACCGGAAUUUGCCAUCAAGUUUGCGGAAUAUUUUGGUCCAUUACACAUUCAUCCAACAUCAGGAUCUCCUGAAGGGUUCCCACAAAUGCAUAUAACUUUUAGAGGGGCAACACAAGAAGAAAUUGAAACUCCAUUCAGAUCAAGUACAAACAGUAUUUCGUGGCAUUCCGACUGUUCUUAUUCCCUUAAUGGUCUUCAACUUACACUUUUUUCAUGCCUUCAAUUACCUGAGUCUGGAGGUGAUACUUUAUUUGCCAACUGUGUGGAGGCAUACAAGAGAUUAAGUCCUGCCAUGCAAGAGAGAUUAGAAGGUUUACAUGUUCUUCAUUCUCUGAUUGAACAAGCUGAAGCUAAUAAGAGAGCCGGUGGGAUUACCAGAAGGGAACCCGAGGCCAACAUCCAUCCUCUCAUUAGACAAAACCCAGUAACCAAGGAAAAGUCAUUGUACUUGAACAAGGAAUUUGGCCGGAAAAUCGUGGAACUAAAACACGAAGAAUCAGAUUACUUGUUAAAUUUCUUGUAUGAUCAUGUUGAAAAAGCUCAUGAUCUCCAAGUGAGAAUUCAAUGGAGUGAAAAUACCGUUGUAUUAUGGAAUAAUGCCACCACGGUUCAUACCCCAUGUGUAGAUUUUAGCGAGCCGGUUAUCAGACAUGCGUAUAGAAUUAGUGUUAUGGGAGAACGUCCUGUGUCUGACGUGAAGUAUCUUAACGAUGAGACAUACUUGCUGGAUAAGUAUGAAUUGCUAGGUUUAUAAAAAGAAAAUUUCAGUAUCUCUGUUAUUGUGUAUGCCCUUAUUGUAGUUACAAGAGACUUUCUAUUGCUUCCUUUCAAGUAUGAUGUAUAACAUUGUUGGCUAGGCUUGUGUGAUACGC
Messenger RNA from Spathaspora passalidarum NRRL Y-27907, 1475 nucleotides. RefSeq lists its product as uncharacterized. Gene Ontology annotation, molecular function: sulfonate dioxygenase activity. Lineage: Eukaryota; Fungi; Ascomycota; Pichiomycetes; Serinales; Debaryomycetaceae. The transcript has a single exon. The record is from RefSeq and is a predicted model, not a curated record. Gene Ontology annotation, cellular component: cytoplasm. Gene Ontology annotation, biological process: sulfur compound catabolic process. Bases 212 to 1357 code for a protein of 381 amino acids.